ACUACAUUCAUUUGGAGGACAAAUUGGAUUAUGACACUUUUUUGCACACAAACGGAUGCAACACUGAGUGGAGUACUUUGAUAGUGCUUUGAUAGUAUUUCAGAACUUUUUUGGUUUUUAAUUUAGCUGGGAGCAUAACAUUUUUUUUCGUUAAUAAACAUGACAUAAGAUGAAUAUCUCUCUUUCUGUGACAAUAAGAUUACAGCUUAGAGGCAUUUUAUCUUUACAACAAAAGUGGAAAUAAUUAUAAUAAAUUAAAGUAAUGAUAAACUGGGAUUGCGAGAUAGAUUUACCUGAUUUAAACUGCACAUCUCCGGGAAUAUUUUGGAUCGUUUUUGGACCUCAAAGUGAUAUGAGGGGAACAACCCCAAUGUCACAGGUACAGGAACAGUAAGUGUUAAAGAAAGAGACAGACAAACCCUCAUUCAAGUGCAGACAGGUAGACAGACAGACAGACAAUCUGAUGCCAACUGUCUCCUCUGUGACUCUCACGGGACGACUCCUCCUGCUGUUGCUAUGGGCAACCCACCUCACCAUAGCAACCAACUGGCUCUCACUGGCACGUUUGCCACGCUCUCGUCCUGUGUCUGGUGCAGAACCAUGUGGCCGUCUAAGGGGGUUGACGCCAGGCCAAGUUGGGGUGUGCCGGGCACGGGGGGAGGUUAUGGAGUCCGUGCGAAAGGCUGCAGAGAUGGUCAUUGAGGAGUGCCAACAUCAGUUCAGAAACCGACGCUGGAAUUGUUCCACUACCCCACGGGGGAUUAAUGUGUUUGGACGAGUCAUGAAUCAAGGAACCCGUGAGGCAGCCUUUGUCCACGCUCUUUCAUCGGCUGCGGUAGCCGUGGCCGUGACUCGGGGCUGUAGCAGAGGAGAGCUGGAAAGGUGUGGUUGUGACCGAAAGGUCAGGGGUGUCAGCCCAGAGGGAUUCCAGUGGUCCGGCUGUUCUGAUAACCUCUCGUACGGUGUUGCAUUCUCUCAGACUUUUGUGGAUGAGCCCGAGAGGGCUAAAGGCAUGUCAUCAGGACGGCCGCUCAUGAACAUUCACAAUAAUGAAGCAGGACGGAAGGCAGAGGUUUUCCAUUCACUGUUAUCCAGCUAUCAGUGUGUUUUGGUUUUCUCAUGUUUUUCUGCCCCUAUUUAGGCGAUUCUUCAUAACAUGCAGGUGGAGUGUAAGUGCCAUGGUGUUUCCGGGUCAUGUGAGCUCAGAACCUGUUGGAAGGUCAUGCCUCCCUUCCGCCGGGUUGGUUCUGUGCUGAAAGAGCGCUUUGAUGGAGCUACAGAGGUACGACUCACUCGCAUAGGCUCUCGCACAGCUCUCCUUCCACGAGACUCACAGGUGAAGCCACCAGCAGCCCGUGACCUGGUUUACCUGGCAUCCUCACCAGAUUUUUGUCGUUUAGACCCAGACAAUGGCAUCCCUGGUACUGCAGGACGACGCUGUAAUGGAACCUCAAGGUUGGCACCAGAUGGCUGUGAGCUGCUAUGCUGUGGUCCAGGGUUUAAGGCAGGCCGAGCAGAGGUGGUGCAGCGUUGCUCGUGUAAGUUUUCCUGGUGCUGCUCAGUUCGCUGCCAGCAGUGUAAAAACACAGUGCUCAUACACACCUGCCGAGAAUGAAGCUCACCUGAAAAAACACUGCUUGCCACCUCUAAAUGUCCCAUGUGAGGAUGACAACCAACUCCACACAAAACUACUAUUAUAUUAUCUCAGUGGCGGCCGGUGACUUCUUUUUUUCGAAGGCGCUAGAUGCGAAGUUCGUCACAAUAUGUAUGUAGCCCGUCAUGUGUGGGGUUCGUAAUUUCAAAAUAUGUGUUUCCCGCGUUGAGUGAACCUAUGUGCAUCACGUGUCUUGUCAAAAUAAGUGCCUGCUGCAGAUCCGUCUAAAGGGUUUAUGAUAAAAGAGACGCUCGCUUUUGCCAGAUAAUCUCAUGCGUAAUCAAAGUUUACUGUUAAGGAAGUGUCUUGCGUGUAUUUUGUAAACGUGAACGUCUCUUUUAUCAUAAACGGUUUUGACGCGUGUGCAGCAGGCACUUUUUUGACAUAACACGUGAUGCACAUGGUUCACAUGACGCAACAAACACAUAUUUUGAAAGCACAAGCAACAUGCAUGACACCCUUAAACACAUAUUUUGAAUUUGCGCCCCUCGGAUGAGCAGUCACGAGCCGCCACUGUUACAUCUUCGCUUUAUCUUCAUUGAUGCAAGGGCAGCAAGCUCAAAAUCCAUUUACUAAAAUGAAGAAUUUGGCUGCUUAUGUUAAGGUUUACUCUAUUAGAGCAUAUGUACAUGGUAUUUAAUCACUUCCAUAAUUCAACAUUUAAAUCUGAACAAUGUUGGGAAUGAACAACAGCAUAAUGUUUAUCCAAAAUAAAUGCAUUUUUUUAAAUGUAUGUUGUAGAGCUUAAGUUGUGUUGCAAUUGUGGUUUUUUUUGGCUGUUAUGUAACAAAAAAACACAUUUAGUAAUCAAUAAAUCAAGUAAAAUAAAAAAAAUGUCUGUAGCCAAAUUGUUUUAGUGCACUAGUGACUUCCAUAGUUUUGUCUUUUCUUACUAUGGAAGUCAAUGGUGCUUUCUGCUUGAUUAAACGUAUCUUUCUUUGUGUUCAGACACUUGAGGGCAAGUAAAUAAUGUCAGAAUUUUAUUUUUAGGGGGGAACUAUCCUUUAAAAUAUGGUGACAUGUCUUUUAGUACAGCAAUGGUGUUUUUCUUUAUUUCCUUAAAUUCUCAAAUGAACAUGAAAUACAAACCACCAACUAACUUGUUCAGACAACGCUUGUAAGCUGAUAUUAACCCCAGAAUAACAGAAGGAAAAUAUGUUAGUAUUGUUCAUAAGGCCUUUGUUUUAAUCUUAGGUGCUUUCUCCCUAUUUACUGUAUUUAUAAUUUCUUUUCAGUUUGGCGGUUUAUUUAUUUGAGUUUAUAAUCUUUCAAGGCUGAAUUACACCUGCAUACACUCUCCAUCAUAUAUGUGACUAAGUCUUAAUCUAAUUAUGACAUUUGGAGCAUCAAGGUUUGAUUUCUAUCACUGAUCUCUGACAUGACCUCAAGUGAAGUCAUUAUAGAAGAUAUCAAGGUUAUAUGUUCACCGAAUGUUCUUUACAUUACAUACAUAGGAUGAUUUUAUGUAGCAAAUCACACAAAAAAAUGACUUUAGCUGGGUUUCCACAGUCUGGGCCACAUGUUUGUUGUGGCUUGUACUGCUGCAUAGCAUCUUCUGUUUCAUAUCUUCUUAUUGCCUGUAAUUUACAGUCUUCUAAAAUAAAGUUUUACAUCUCAAAUGCAGAAGAUGGUUUGUAAAUUAUAAAUAAUUAUACACCA
Paramisgurnus dabryanus is the source of this 3313-nucleotide messenger RNA. RefSeq names its product wingless-type MMTV integration site family, member 4b (gene wnt4b). Gene Ontology annotation, biological process: cell fate commitment; canonical Wnt signaling pathway; neuron differentiation. Gene Ontology annotation, cellular component: extracellular region. Gene Ontology annotation, molecular function: frizzled binding; cytokine activity. The record is from RefSeq and is a predicted model, not a curated record. Lineage: Eukaryota; Metazoa; Chordata; Actinopteri; Cypriniformes; Cobitidae.